UACAAGGAAGGCCGGCCUCAAACUUUUCUAAAGAUAAUGCUAAACUAGAUUUAUAUAAUUGAUCCACUCUCUAUGAACCAACUCAUUAGAGUUGGUAAAAAUAUAGUCAAUCUCAAGUGUAAUUAAGAAUGUGUUUAUCUAUCUCUUAUUUAGAAAGAAAAAAAUGGUAUCUUGUAUUAUAGAAAUAGAAAACAUAUAUCAAACUGCGUAAGAAAGGAAAUGGUAUUUAAGGCAAUGCAAUUGUCUGAUACACAGAUUCCAUUGUAGCUCAACCAAAUUCCUACAUAUCAUAUACAUAUUUUAUCUAGUUGCUACAUCUUUUUCCCUCUCAAGAGUCAUUGUUAUGUCUAUGAUGAAAGAGUUAAACUUUGGGACUUCAUCUUCCUUCACCUAUGAAUGGGUUUAUGAUGUUUUCCUCAGUUUUCGAGGAGAGGAUACUCGUAAUGGUUUUACCAGGAACCUUUAUAAUGCUCUUUGUGGAAAAGGAAUCAACACUUUCAUAGAUGAUCAAGAACUUAGGAAAGGAGAAGAAAUCACACCAGCUCUCAUGAUGGCAAUCCAACAAUCAAGAAUUGCAAUUGUGAUUUUUUCAGAAAACUAUGCAUCAUCCACUUUUUGUUUGGAAGAGCUUACAAAGAUCAUGGAGUGCAUAAAACACAAGGGCAGGAUGGUUUGGCCAGAUUUUUAUCAAGUUGACCCUUCUAAUGUCCGCCAUCAGAAAAGUAGCUAUGCAAAAGCACUGGCCAAUUAUGAAAGAAAAAAAACCAUUGACAAGGAGAAGGUGAAACAGUGGAGGUUAGCUUUGCAAUAGGAAAAGAAAAGAAAAUGGUCACCUGUAGGGAUAACAGAUUGCAAAAAAAGUUACAAGAUAUAGCUAGUAGUAGCUACUCUCAUCAUGAUCAGGUAUGAUUUAAGAUAGAGGAGUGGAUAGAAGAUUACGAAUGUUGAUAAUGCUUUGUAGUGUGUUUAUAAACCACUUAAAAGUCAAUGAAUGUAUGAUUUCCUUAAAAGUCAAUGAAUGUAUGAUUUCCUCUGCUUUCUG
Trifolium pratense (red clover) is the source of this 1042-nucleotide messenger RNA. Its product is annotated as TMV resistance protein N-like. Lineage: Eukaryota; Viridiplantae; Streptophyta; Magnoliopsida; Fabales; Fabaceae. Bases 344 to 811 code for a protein of 155 amino acids. The transcript has a single exon. The record is from RefSeq and is a predicted model, not a curated record. Gene Ontology annotation, biological process: signal transduction.